GAAAAGUGAUAGUACUCAGUCUUCUUUACUCCGACUCUCGCAAAAGCAGUAAAAAAUCAGCAACACUACGAGAGUUCCCAGUCUGACUACAAUGGCGAGUGAAGAGAAAGCCUCAGAUUUGCCUCUGGAGUACCAGAUGGACAACAAGCAGCGAGGGCUGGCCCUCAUCUUCAACCAGGAACAUUUUGACUUGAAGUUGAAAUUGAACCAACGUCGUGGAACGGCUAAAGACAAAGCUAGCCUCACUGAAAGAUUUCAGGAGCUAGGGUUUAAAGUCAAAGCUUAUGAUGAUAUAAAAAAGAAAAAAAUGCUGUGCAUUUUAAGAAAAGCUGCUGAGGCCAACCAUACAGAUGCCGACUGCUUUGUGUGUGUUUUCAUGAGUCAUGGGGAUGAUGGUCAUGUCUUUGCCCGUGACAAUACAGUUGACAUUAAGGAAAUAACAGCACUCUUCAAAGGAAACCGAUGCAGAAGCCUUGUAGGAAAGCCCAAGAUCUUCAUCUUCCAGGCAUGCCGUGGUAAAGUUCAUGAAAAUGCAGUGACGCCCUUGGCUAGAGGGGACAGUGAGAUGUCCAGUGAGGUGGUGGAGGAAGCUGCCAUCCUAUGUACGCCCCCAGCAGGGGAAGAUUUCCUCAUGUGCUACUGUGUAUCUGAGGGAUUUGUUUCCUUUCGCAACACAAGCAAUGGCUCAUUCUACAUUCAGGACCUGUGUGAAACACUGCAAGAGCAAGCCUCAACUCUGGAGUUCACUGAGCUCCUGACCCUCGUCAACCUAAAAGUGUCCAGACGCUGUGCUGCAAAUAAUAAACAAAUGCCCUGCUUCACCUCCAUGCUCACCAAGAAACUCUACUUCAAACCCAAGAAGGAACGAAGUAUGACUUGGAGCAACAUAUAUUCAUUUUGUUUGUUACCCAAAAGGUGUCAGAAUCAAUAGACAAUCAGUGAAAUUAAGUUGACAUCUUUUUAAUGUGUUGUAUAUUUCUGCAUAUAUAUGCUUUGAUAAAUAUUCUUUUCACUCUCAAAGAGGUUUUAUGUUUGAAGUGUCACUGUUGCAGUAUAAGUUGGUUUGUGUAAGCUGGUAUUGUAUAUAAGACUUAUUAUAUAAGAAUAUUAUAUCUCUGAAAACCAAACACCAAACUAGAUGGUCAAAAGAAUGUGGACUCCUAACCAACACAUCUGUGUGAGCUUUUUGGACAUGCCAUUCCAAAUACAUGUGCAUUACUAUGAAGUUA
Pygocentrus nattereri (red-bellied piranha) is the source of this 1229-nucleotide messenger RNA. RefSeq names its product caspase-6-like. Bases 92 to 931 code for a protein of 279 amino acids. Gene Ontology annotation, biological process: apoptotic process; proteolysis. Lineage: Eukaryota; Metazoa; Chordata; Actinopteri; Characiformes; Serrasalmidae. Gene Ontology annotation, cellular component: cytoplasm. The record is from RefSeq and is a predicted model, not a curated record. The transcript has 7 exons.